GAAGCACCGAACAGUCUGAAGCUCCAACCAAAGCCACCGAUCAACAGACAGACAGACAUGUGCAUCCCCAUCUGCAUCCCGUGCGACGACGACUUCGCCUGCUGCCUGUGCGGCUCGCUCACCGCGCUCUGCUGCUGCUGCGGGGGCGACGACCGCCGGCGCCACGACCACCACCGCCACGCGCCGCCGCCGGACCGCGUGGUGUACGUGAACCCCGUCGUCGUGCAGCGAGGGCCCCCGCACCACGGCUACCCGCCGCACCACGGCGGCUACUACGACCGAGUGUAAGCGAAGCAAGACAAGAAGAGAACACCCUCAAGACCCGUCGCUUUCACAGCCUCAAGACUGCCGAGGCAAGUCGCUCGUGCCCUCCCACGGCUGUACAGUAUUUAGUAUUAGAUUAGAAGCUCGAUCGAUAGCCGCUGCCUGCAAGAACGGCAGUAGCUACGGAAUACACGGAUUUUGACCCCUA
Messenger RNA from Phytophthora sojae, 472 nucleotides. RefSeq lists its product as hypothetical. The transcript has a single exon. The record is from RefSeq and is a predicted model, not a curated record. NCBI's taxonomy places the organism in Eukaryota, Oomycota, Peronosporomycetes, Peronosporales, Peronosporaceae. Bases 58 to 288 code for a protein of 76 amino acids.